Ananas comosus (pineapple) is the source of this 1226-nucleotide messenger RNA. Its product is annotated as vesicle transport protein GOT1-like. Gene Ontology annotation, biological process: retrograde transport, endosome to Golgi; endoplasmic reticulum to Golgi vesicle-mediated transport. The coding region runs from base 395 to 817 and encodes 140 amino acids. The transcript has 8 exons. The record is from RefSeq and is a predicted model, not a curated record. NCBI's taxonomy places the organism in Eukaryota, Viridiplantae, Streptophyta, Magnoliopsida, Poales, Bromeliaceae.
GAAAAAAAAUCCAUUUUAAUGAAAAUAAAAUUAAUAUAAUUUCCCACCCCUUCCCUUCUCUGAUCUGUCACUGAGUCGGAGUCAUCGGCACCACCGCUCCACGUGCGCCCCAACCCUAACAUCCCUUCUCCGGUGACGGAGCGAUCCCGUAAACCGCCGUUCUCCACCGUCCGAUCCUCCGAUCCGAACCCCCAUCACUGUCGAUCCAAUCCGGUGCAUUGCGAUGCCUGCUGCUAAGAUCUCCUUCAGUUUAAGGAGGCCUGCUACUAAGAUCUCCUCUACUUACCAGCAAGUGCUUUUUAUCUGUCGGUGCACUGAGUUGCCAAAAUUUGUUCUACCAAUGAGGGUUGUCUUGUUGCUCACUGGCUUCUUAGUUUGUCUCUAGCUUGGCACAAUGGUUUCAUUUGAGAUGAAUGAUCGGAAAAAGAUUGGGCUAGGUUUGACAGGAUUUGGAAUAUUCUUCUCAUUCUUGGGGAUCAUGUUCUUCUUUGAUAAGGGUCUCCUAGCCAUGGGAAAUAUCCUUUUCCUGUCAGGUGUGAUGCUGACCAUAGGGCUGAAAUCCACCAUGCAAUUCUUCACCAAGCGUAAGAACUACAAGGGUACUAUCUCAUUUGGAGUUGGCUUUUUUCUGGUCCUGAUUGGAUGGCCAGUAUUUGGCAUGAUUUUGGAGUCAUAUGGUUUCAUCGUGCUUUUCAGUGGUUUCUGGCCCACACUCGCGGUCUUCUUGCAGAGGAUUCCUGUUAUUGGCUGGCUUUUCCAACAGCCAUUUGUAACAUCGUUCUUUGAUCGCUAUCGAGGCAAACGAGUACCAGUGUAGCUGCAGUUGUUGACAGCCAAAGCCGAAGCGCCGAAGAUUUAAGGGACAUACUACACAAGGAUUUUGUGCAAAUCAAAAGUACUUUUCACUUUUUAGACCAAUUUUUUUGUUGGUGCCGCCUUAGAACAUGUAGUGUUUCUUACUAGUUGUACACCUGUCACAUUCGCCUCUAGACAAGAUUGUUCUUUGUAAGAUGACCUCAAAGUGGGUAUUAAUGAGAUAGACUUCUAAUUGUUGUUUGGUGGCGACUGCUUUCGCUGCCAAAGAAAAUACCAGCUUGUAAGCUUUUCGACUUCUACUCUCUGUUUUGAGAUAAGGAAAUGUCGUUAGAUCAGACGGACGUUUUAUGUGCAUGGACCGCUAAUGUAUAUUUGUGCUCUUGUUGCAUGAUAUAGUCUUUUUCUUUCAA